Lagopus leucura (white-tailed ptarmigan) is the source of this 2020-nucleotide messenger RNA. It is a transcript of the gene SLC5A10, whose product is annotated as solute carrier family 5 member 10. Gene Ontology annotation, molecular function: D-glucose:sodium symporter activity. Gene Ontology annotation, biological process: transmembrane transport. The record is from RefSeq and is a predicted model, not a curated record. NCBI's taxonomy places the organism in Eukaryota, Metazoa, Chordata, Aves, Galliformes, Phasianidae. Gene Ontology annotation, cellular component: plasma membrane. The transcript is spliced from 15 exons. Bases 1 to 1863 code for a protein of 620 amino acids.
AUGGAAGGCAAUUCCACGGUCGGAUCCUUCACCCCUUUGCAGCAGUUCAGCGUUGCUGAUCUUGUGGUUGUAGUGACUUACUUUUCCUUAAACCUUGCUGUGGGAAUAUGGUCUUCAUGCAGGGUGAACAGGAACACGGUCAGCGGUUAUUUCCUUGCUGGCAGAGACAUGGCGUGGUGGCCAAUCGGAGCCUCUCUGUUUGCCAGCAGUGAGGGCUCAGGGCUCUUUAUUGGACUGGCUGGGACUGGUGCUGCUGGGGGAAUCGCUGUCACCGGCUUCGAGUGGAACGCCACAUAUGCGCUGCUGGUGCUGGCCUGGGUCUUCGUCCCAGUCUACAUCUCAUCUGGGAUCGUCACCAUGCCUGAGUACCUCCAGCGAAGGUUUGGAGGCGAGAGGAUCCGGAUGUACCUCUCUGGGCUGUCUCUCCUGCUGUCCAUCUUCACCAAAAUCUCUACUGACCUGUACUCAGGGGCUCUGUUUGUGCAAGUCUGCCUGGGCUGGGACCUCUACCUCUCCACUGUCCUGAUGCUGCUGGUGACAGGGCUCUACACCAUUGCAGGGGGGCUGGCAGCCGUCAUCUACACUGAUGCUCUGCAGACACUCAUCAUGGUCCUCGGAGCCAUCGUGCUGGCAGUGAGAGCUUUUAAUGCGAUCGGAGGUUACUCCAACCUGGAAGAGGCCUAUCUAAAAGCCGUGCCGUCCAAGAUCGUUCCCAACACGACCUGCCACCUGCCCAGAGCGGAUGCCAUGCACCUCUUCCGAGACCCAAUCUCUGGAGAUCUGCCCUGGACAGGGAUGACGUUUGGGCUGUCCAUCAUGGCCACGUGGUACUGGUGCACCGACCAGGUCAUUGUGCAGCGGUCACUCUCUGCAAGGAGCCUGAGCCAUGCCAAGGCCGGCUCCAUCCUGGCCAGCUACCUGAAGAUGCUGCCCCUGUUUGUCAUCAUCAUGCCAGGCAUGAUCAGCAGGGCUCUGUUCCCAGAUGCUGUGGCCUGCGUGGACCCCGAGGAGUGCACCCGUGUGUGUGGGGCUGCAGUGGGCUGCUCCAACAUCGCCUACCCCAAGCUGGUGGUGGAGCUGAUGCCCAGCGGGCUGCGGGGUCUGAUGAUUGCAGUGAUGAUGGCCGCGCUCAUGUCCUCCCUCACCUCCAUCUUCAACAGCAGCAGUACUCUCUUCACCAUGGACAUCUGGAGGAGGAUGAGGCCAAGGGCCAGUGAGCGCGAGCUGCUCAUGGUGGGCAGGGUGGUGACGGUGCUGCUGGUGGCCCUCAGCGUGGUGUGGAUCCCCAUCCUGCAGAGCUCCGGCGGCGGGCAGCUCUACAUCUACAUUCAAGCUGUCACCAGCUACCUGGCUCCUCCUGUCACUGCUGUCUUCAUCCUGGGGGUCUUCUGGCCCCGCGCUAACGAGCAGGGAGCCUUCUGGGGCUUGAUGGCAGGGCUGGUGCUGGGGCUGGCCAGGAUGGGGCUGGAGCUGGCACACCCCACACCCCGCUGCGGGGUCCCCGACAGGCGGCCCUGGCUGCUGGCUGACCUGCACUACCUGCACUUCGCUGCUCUGCUGUGUGCCAUCACGGGGGCUGUCGUGGUGGGGGGCAGCCUGAUGACUCCCCCACCACCCUCAGACAGGCUGCGGAAUCACACCUGGUGGAGCCUUUCCCAGGAGCCUCCCCAGCACUUCAUGGAUGGCACGUCACAGAGAUGCCCGGAUGGCUCCUGCUCAGCUGCCCUAAGUAGCCAGCAGGCAACUGAAGGACUCCCAGCCCUGAGAGACACCACUGAGUCCCCUUUCUGGACCCGGGUCUGCAGCAUCAACGCCAUUGUCCUGCUGUGUAUCAAUAUUUUCUGCUAUGCUUACUUUGCCUAGCUCCCUGUCAGCCCCUAGGAAGAGAGGAAUAGGUGGAGAAAUGGGGAUUUAGGUGAUUAUUUUUGGUCAAGUUAGGGAUAGUGGAAGCUUAAAGCCAUUGGUGCAAUGAGCUGUGUGUUCUCGGGGCUGCAGAUCUGACUGUGUCCUGGGGGACUGU